UCGGAUACUUUUUGAAAUGGGUGGAGUAACAAAAAAUAUUGCCAGAAAAGCUAUUUCAAUAGCAGCAUCAAAAAUGCCGAUACAAACUCAAUUCAUUAUUUCGGAGAUAGAAUAGACGAUAUAACUCUAGAACCAACCCAAAGAAUCUUAAGAAUGAAACAAAAACAAAAAAAAAAGAGGUUUCGUUUUAUGUUUGUGGACAAAAAAUAUUUCUUUUUUUCUUCGCCCUUUGCAUUGUGAAAGAAAAGAAUAAAAAAAAAUGCUAUGAUUCAAUCCCAAACCCUUUUAAAUGUAGCGGAUAACAGCGGGGCUCGAAAAUUGAUGUGUAUUCGAAUAAUAGGAGCUAGCAAUCGUCGAUAUGCUUAUAUUGGUGACAUUAUUGUUGCUGUUAUCAAAGAAGCUGUACCUAACAUGCCUCUACAAAGAUCUGAAGUAGUUAGAGCCGUAAUCGUGCGUACCUCUAAAGAACUAAAACGUGGCAACGGGAUAAUAAUACGAUAUGAUGAUAAUGCCGCAGUUGUUAUUGAUAAAGAAGGAAAUCCAAAAGGGACCAGAAUUUUUGGUCCAAUCCCCCGGGAGUUAAGACAAUUAAAUUUUACUAAAAUCGUUUCAUUAGCUCCUGAGGUAUUAUAAAAAAAAUUAAAAAAUGGAGUAGAAUCUGUCUCACGUAUAUAACUUUAAGAUUAAAAUAAAGUAAGAUAAACACAAUAAUCCAUAGACAAUAAAAAAAACACGUUGAGAGUAGAAAAAUUUUUAGCUCCAUAAUUAGAGUUCAUCAUGGGUAGGG
Cuscuta europaea is the source of this 787-nucleotide messenger RNA. NCBI's taxonomy places the organism in Eukaryota, Viridiplantae, Streptophyta, Magnoliopsida, Solanales, Convolvulaceae. The record is from the annotation of a GenBank genome assembly.